AAAACAUUCAAAUCACAUAAACAUUAAUAAAUAAAAUCCUCUUGAGAGACAAUAAAGAGAAUGACACUUCUUCACUUGUCUCUCUCCCUAUUCUCAUGUCUCCUCCUUGUAGCUCCGACCUUCAUCGACUCCGCUCAUGUUUCCGACCCUGAACUCGUAGUUCAAGAAGUAAACCAGAAGAUUAAUGCGUCUAGGAGAAAUCUUGGUGUCCUCUCAUGUGGGACAGGAAACCCUAUCGAUGAUUGUUGGAGAUGCGACAGGAAAUGGGAGAAGAACCGACAACGACUAGCUGAUUGUGCCAUUGGAUUUGGCAAACACGCAAUAGGCGGCCGUGACGGCAAAAUCUACGUGGUGACCGAUCCGAGCGACAAAGACGCGGUUAACCCUAAACCGGGAACCCUAAGACACGCAGUGAUCCAAGACGAGCCGCUAUGGAUCAUCUUCGCACGUGACAUGGUCAUAAAGCUGAAAGAAGAGCUGCUCAUGAACUCGUUCAAGACCAUAGACGGUCGCGGAGCUAACGUCCACAUCGCCGGAGGCGCGUGCAUCACUGUCCAAUACGUGACCAACAUCAUCAUCCACGGCAUCAACAUCCAUGACUGCAAGAAGAGAGGGAAUGCUUACGUCAGAGAUUCUCCGUCGCAUUACGGGUGGAGGACGGCAUCUGACGGUGACGCCGUCUCGAUUUUUGGUGGGUCCCACGUGUGGGUUGACCACUGCUCGUUGUCUAACUGCGCGGACGGUCUGGUCGACGCUAUUCAUGGAUCUACGGCUAUUACCAUAUCUAAUAACUACUUGACGCACCAUAACAAGGUGAUGCUUUUGGGACACAGUGAUUCGUACACGAGAGACAAGAACAUGCAAGUCACCAUUGCGUUUAAUCAUUUCGGUGAAGGGCUUGUUCAGAGAAUGCCCAGAUGUAGGCAUGGAUAUUUUCAUGUGGUAAAUAACGAUUAUACGCAUUGGCAAAUGUAUGCAAUUGGUGGGAGUGCAGCUCCAACUAUUAACAGUCAAGGCAAUAGGUUUCUUGCUCCCAAUGACCAUGUCUUCAAAGAGGUGACUAAAUACGAAGAUGCACCACAAAGCAAAUGGAAGAAGUGGAACUGGAGAUCCGAAGGUGACUUGUUCCUAAAUGGUGCGUUUUUUACGCCUGCUGGUGGAAGAGCCUCUUCGAGCUACGCCAAAGCUUCAAGUUUGUCGGCUAGACCAUCCUCGUUGGUGGCUUCUGUCACGGGCAAUGCUGGUGCUCUCUACUGUAAGAAAGGAUCUCGAUGUUAAUCCCACCAAUCUACUUAAAUUAUAUUCCAUCUAAUUAAACAAGGAAAAAGAUGUGUACUGGUGCUCCUAUGUCAAUUUUUAAUUUACCCUUUAGUUUUAUUAUGGGGAGGGUUAAAGUUGUGAGUUGGAUUUGAUAUGUAUACUAAUGUAUUGUAUGGAUUCCCUUUGGACCAAUGUGUUUCUUGUAAACUUUUUCGGAGUAGGGACCCGUGUCUGUUGUGAUGGGGAUGUGUACAAGUGCUGCAAGAUUGUUGAUUACAUAUAAUAAAAAUGAAAUCAACAGCUUAAUUAUCAA
Raphanus sativus (radish) is the source of this 1573-nucleotide messenger RNA. Its product is annotated as probable pectate lyase 5. Lineage: Eukaryota; Viridiplantae; Streptophyta; Magnoliopsida; Brassicales; Brassicaceae. The coding region runs from base 61 to 1278 and encodes 405 amino acids. The transcript is spliced from 4 exons. The record is from RefSeq and is a predicted model, not a curated record. Gene Ontology annotation, molecular function: pectate lyase activity.